AAAUGAACCAACCCCAAUUCAAGAUCACCAAUCUCGAGUUGUCUCAUCACAUCCUCAUUUCUCUUCGUCUACUUGCUUUCGUACUGUCGAUAUGGGUUUUCAUCAAAAGUUGAUGAUCCUUCUCCUUUUGCCUCUUUUGCUAUCUCAAACCAUCUCUGGCUAUUCCUCUAGUGAUGCGAAGUCAUGGUGUAGCAAGAUGCCUUACCCACAGCCAUGUGAGUACUUCUUGACCCACAACCCUAAGCAAACCCCUCUCAAGCAGAAAUCCGAUUUCCUCAAGGCCUCAACGCAAGUCGCCCUCGAGAGAGCACAGCUCGCCCGGACCAGCACGCACUCGCUAGGCUCCAGGUGCCGGAACGAACGCGAGAAGGCCGCGUGGGCCGACUGCGUCCAGCUUUACGAGCACACGGUCCUCCGCCUGAACCGCACCAUUGAUCGCCAAUGCACUCAAGACGAUGCGCAGACAUGGUUUAGUACAGCCCUGACUAACCUCGAGACCUGUCGGGCCGGGUUCGUCGAGCUCGGUGUCUCGGACAACGUGCUGCCCUUAAUGUCGAAUAAUGUCUCCAAGUUGAUAAGUAACGCUCUGUCUGCAAACUAUGUGCCCUACGUUACGCCGAACUACACCAAUGAGUUCCCUACUUGGGUGAGGCCCGGCGAUAGGAAGCUCUUGCAGUCUUCGUCUGCGGCGUCUAAGGCCAAUAUCGUGGUGGCCCAAGACGGUUCGGGGAACUACAAGACGAUUAGCGAAGCUAUAACCGCAGCAUCGAAACGGUCCGGCACAGCAAGGUACAUAAUCUAUAUCAAGGCCGGUACUUAUAAUGAGAAUGUUGAAGUUGGAUCGAAGUUGGAGAACAUUAUGUUCGUGGGCGAUGGUAUUGGAAAGACCAUAAUUACCGGAACCAAAAGCGUUGGUGGCGGAUCCACUACCUUCAAUUCAGCAACAGUCGCUGUCGUUGGUGACGGAUUCAUUGCCCAAGACAUCACUUUCCGUAACACUGCCGGUGCGGCAAAUCACCAAGCAGUUGCUCUACGUUCCGGCUCUGACCUCUCAGUCUUCUAUCGAUGUGGCUUUGAGGGUUAUCAGGACACCCUUUAUGUUUAUUCCGAGAGACAGUUCUACAGAGAGUGCGACAUCUAUGGCACGGUUGACUUCAUCUUUGGAAAUGCUGCCGUUGUUCUCCAGAAUUGCAACAUCUAUGCCAAAAACCCUCCUAACAAGGUCAAUACCAUCACUGCACAGGGUCGAACCGACCCCAACCAGAAUACCGGCAUCUCCAUCCACAAUUGCAGAGUCACCGCAGCUUCAGACUUGAAAUUGGUUCAAAGCUCCGUCAAGACGUACCUCGGGAGGCCGUGGCAACAAUAUUCAAGAACUGUUUUCAUGAAGACUUACCUUGAUAGCCUAAUUAACGCAGCCGGUUGGUUGGAGUGGGAUGGUGACUUUGCCCUUACGACUCUAUACUAUGGCGAGUAUAUGAACACGGGCCCGGGGUCGUCAACCGCAAAUAGGGUCACAUGGGCAGGUUACCAUGUCAUCACAAGCGCGACGGAGGCCUCGAAGUUCACCGUUGGGAACUUCAUUGCCGGUGGCUCUUGGUUGCCCGCCACUGGCGUGCCUUACACCUCUGGCCUUUAAGCUUUGCAGAGGCAGAAAAUCACAGUGAAGCACAAAGCUUGACAAGGUCACAAGUCUUUCAAAGGAAAAGAUGGUGUUCAGAUUAUAUGCACUAUAUUGAAUCCAUUAAUACAAACAUAGUUAAUAAGCGCAAGCAUAUGUUGUGAUUCAUAUAUAUAGUUUCAUAUUCUUUGAAUGUAUCAUUUGUAAUAAAGGAAAAUCAGUUGUCAUUCUUUCACAUUUGUAUAAUUUGCAUAAGGAAUUUCCAACAGUCUCUUUGGUUA
This is a messenger RNA of Syzygium oleosum, 1902 nucleotides long. RefSeq names its product pectinesterase 2-like. The coding region runs from base 92 to 1639 and encodes 515 amino acids. The transcript has 2 exons. Lineage: Eukaryota; Viridiplantae; Streptophyta; Magnoliopsida; Myrtales; Myrtaceae. Gene Ontology annotation, biological process: cell wall modification. The record is from RefSeq and is a predicted model, not a curated record. Gene Ontology annotation, molecular function: pectinesterase inhibitor activity; pectinesterase activity.